GUGUAGAAUAUGACAUUAUUUUAACCAUAGACAUUUUACAAGGACUCAGAGAAAGUAUCAUUUCUAAUACUCCUGAAUUUUAUGUAAACAUUUAUACAGUUGAUGCAUUAAAUGCAAUUCUUACAAAAACUAAUAUAUUAGAAAAUGAACAAAUAAAUGAAGAAUCAAAUAUUCAAUU
This is a messenger RNA of Funneliformis geosporum, 178 nucleotides long. Lineage: Eukaryota; Fungi; Glomeromycota; Glomeromycetes; Glomerales; Glomeraceae. The record is from the annotation of a GenBank genome assembly.